Aspergillus uvarum CBS 121591 is the source of this 764-nucleotide messenger RNA. RefSeq names its product putative NADH-ubiquinone oxidoreductase 21 kDa subunit. The record is from RefSeq and is a predicted model, not a curated record. The transcript has 5 exons. Bases 55 to 609 code for a protein of 184 amino acids. NCBI's taxonomy places the organism in Eukaryota, Fungi, Ascomycota, Eurotiomycetes, Eurotiales, Aspergillaceae.
CCAAUCCCCAAAGCACGAUUAUUACGCACCUUCUUCUGGCCACGCCAAACGAUCAUGGCUACCGAUCACAAGGCAACGCUUGUCCCCCCAAAGCGGGCCAACACCGACUAUCCGCUAAUUGACUCCGACCCGCAUUUGAGACGAGUCGUCGGUUAUGCACGACCCUCUGAUUAUGCUGUAGCAGGUGGACUGGCUGGUGCUUCGCCACUUGCUUUCUGGAUCAUGGAGAGGGUGAGCCCGUCGCAUGUCGGCAGAGGCGGCUUCGCUCCUGUCAUGCGACUAGCAACAGCAAUUGGUCUCGUUGGAGGUCUACAUAUCUUCUACCAACGAUCUUGCAAUCGCUUCUAUGGUUUCACAGAAAACUCACGGGAAGUCGAAAUGGAUAUGAGAGAAAUGGUAGACAAGGUCAAAAAAGGGGAACCCCUGUACGGAACUUCUCAGGUUUCUCCAUACUUGCAGGGUGUUGCUGCUAGAAACUCGCGUUAUUCUCAGCUUUUCAGCCAUGUCAUCCCAUGGGUCAAUAUCGUCAACCACGAUCAACAUGGCGUCGACACCGCCAAAUAUUAUCAACAAGCGGAACGGGAGCUCGAAGCGGAACGCCUGAAAUAGCCGUAUCGCUCACUGAGUAUCUGGCGGAAUGAGUAGUGACAAACAUUAGAUAUGCCCUUGUUUCUUCUGUUACCGCGAAACCUGUUGUAUACGUAUUUAUAUUCUAGCGCAAUGUGAAACCCUCUUUAACAGCUUGCCUUUAUAUUGGGUAAAUC